Messenger RNA from Trichoplax adhaerens, 777 nucleotides. RefSeq lists its product as uncharacterized. The record is from RefSeq and is a predicted model, not a curated record. The coding region runs from base 1 to 777 and encodes 258 amino acids. NCBI's taxonomy places the organism in Eukaryota, Metazoa, Placozoa, Uniplacotomia, Trichoplacea, Trichoplacidae. The transcript is spliced from 2 exons.
AUGAAUGUUAAUCCGGUAUCCAUUUUAUAUAUGCUCAGUCAAACAUUACAUGUUCAUUUAACUUUCGAUUGCGCACCAUUGCAUAACUCAUCGUCCAAAAAUAACCCUAAAUUUCUCGGUAGUUUUCGCUUUGGAGAGUAUGCCUACGGGAAAGGGGAAGGUUCCAACAAGCGCACCGCAAAAGUUCAUGCUGCCGUGGACGCAUUGAUAAAAUUACGGCAAUCGGCUGUUGCUGGUGUGAUCGAAAAUUUCCUAAACGAUCAAAAAAUUAAUCCAGCCUCAUUUGAACAAAUGUUAUCCACGGAAGAAAACAACUCACAGGAGGAGAAUUCUCUUCCUGGUGGCAGUGCUACUUGUCCUGCGGAAUCGACUGACUAUAUCAGUAAAUUGCAAGCUUUAGCUGUUAAUCGGCGCUGGAUUAUGCCGCAAUACGACGAUUUCGGAGAAGAAAAAUCUCAAGGCUCCAAUCCAACUGCCUUUAUUGUUAAAGCAACUAUCGUUAUUAGUAACCGAACCUUUAAUGAAUAUGGCCGCGCUGGGAGUAAAAAGGAAGCGAAGAAAGAGGCUGCAAAGAAAUUAUAUUUAACCUUAGAGAGCGAUGCAAAAAUCGCACGUGGAGCAUGCUACGAGAAUAUAAGAACAAACAUCAAAAUAAAUAAGAAAACGGUUUCCAAUGACAAACUGGCAUCACUCGCACAUUACAUCUACAAGCCUGACGCCGAAAAGACAGAAAACCACAAAUUGAUUCAUGGAAAUGCAAGUACAAAUACCUACUGA